Pseudomyrmex gracilis is the source of this 4546-nucleotide messenger RNA. RefSeq lists its product as uncharacterized. The record is from RefSeq and is a predicted model, not a curated record. Gene Ontology annotation, molecular function: growth factor activity. Bases 919 to 3291 code for a protein of 790 amino acids. The transcript has 6 exons. Lineage: Eukaryota; Metazoa; Arthropoda; Insecta; Hymenoptera; Formicidae. Gene Ontology annotation, cellular component: membrane. Gene Ontology annotation, biological process: hemocyte migration.
UCUGUCCGCGAUACGAUUCGACGUGACAUACUGUGUCUUCCUCCUCGCAAACGGACACGCGCGGACGGUGUUGAAAUUGUGAAUUGCAAAGCGAAAACCACACUCGAAAGGGAAAAAAAAACCAUCGCACGAACGACGAGCGAGCGAGCGAAAAGAGAUAAUUCGUCGCGCGCGGUGACGUUAUCAGGUCGUUGAAUAACCCGCACGGAGGACAAGUGUGAAACGAGCGCGCUCCAACUCGCGCUGAUAACCGGUCGCGAACUUGCGGAAAAAGUUACCGGAUCGACGUGCUAAGUGAUUCGAAUGACCUCUGGUUAGUUAGCGUGAACGUUCGGUUUUUGAAAAAAAAAAAAAACAAAGUCUACAUUUUUAUUUUAGGUCGUCAUUGAUUUGCGGAAUACGCAGCGGUGUAGCACGCGAAAUGGCGCUGACUUGAGACGUUUUUCUCACGCAAUAUCUUCUCACACAACGUGACUACGGUAUUACUAGUGUUAGUUGCUUUUUGGAACCGAAGGGAAUCGCUAGGGUCGAGUUUCUUUCCUAGGGUCGUCACGUGGCUGUUGCAAUCCAACCGCAACUUUGCGAUUUCACGUCGGGAGGCAAAUCGCUCGCCCAGAAUUCCGAAUUUUCUCAUCGAACCGAUCAGCGAGCGUAAUCGGAAAGGGUUUUCGAAGGGUGCGGCGCGCCGCAGUGCGCCGUCUCGCCUCGAUCGUGGAAUGAUCGACGUGGUGUCGAUCAUCGUUGCGAGUGCUUCCGCUCGACAUUACAGCCGACUCGAUGCGCCGCUAAGGGCCGCGAUUGGCGAGGUAUCGAGAGGCAACCCCGACAGGUGCUAGCCGCGCGAAAGCCGCGGUCACGUGGCGCGUGAUGAUGUAAGGUGUCUGAAGAGAAGACGACGGUGCGUUUUGCGGAGACGAAAUGACGCGCGACAGGAAAUUGCUGUUGCUGCUGGGCCUGCUGAUGGCUUACGGCCUCUUCGUGGCUGAGUGCCGGUAUCAUCAGCACGAGGACGCGGCGACGACCGAGACGAGACAUCGUCACAGGCACAAGCACGAGUCCUCGUCGAGCCGAAGGAGUCAUCACGAGAUCGACAGGCGAGGCUGGAAGGAACUCGAGGACUACGACGCGGAGUACGACGCGGACUCCGACGAACCGAGCCCGAUCGACGAGGACGAUUACGACGCGCAAUCAUACUACAAUCAUCCGAGAUCGCAUCAUCGAUCCGCGCAGAGAAGUUAUCACAGUCGAACGUUCGAGCCGCGCUACCCGCCCAGGUAUCACGUCGGUGGCGAUUAUCACGCCAGAGGCUUGUACGACGAGGAUAACAACGACAGGCGCAGGAUACAACCAUCGCGAUACAACGCAAAGAAUCAUCGUUACGGAGGCAGAACUUAUUACAGGCCCGCGUAUUCGCGCAAUCGCGAGGUGUCGUCCGACUACGAUUACGACGACACGCAGGAAGAUUACAAGAGGCACAGGUACGAGCAUAACGGCGGUACGCGCAAAAAUUUUAGGCGACACGAUUCGGGAAGAAACUGGAGAAACCCGAUAACGAGCGGCUAUCGCGGCGCGAGAAAACAUCGCUUGGAAGUUGUCAAUUCACGAAGCGACCCGUGGAACUCCGAUUGGAGAAGAAGAUCGAACUCCUCGGAGUCCAAGUAUCAUUUCUCAAAGAGCGACGAGUCGGAGGAGGACGAGGAUUACGAGGAUCACGGCGGACUGGAGGAGGACGACAGGGACGACGAGGACGAAUUGUGGAAAGACGUCGAGAACGAGGAGAACGACGAGAACGAGGAUGACGUCGACGACGACAACGUCGAUUUCUACAAGAAGGAGACGAAACCGCUCCUGAAGACUUACGACGACAUCAUCAGAAGGCUCACGUCCGACGAUUCGACCACCUCGAGAAGUACCGUCAAACGGGAUUAUCGCAAUCUCGAGAGGCACGCGAGACGCGACGGUUCCAGAAAUCACAAGCCGCAAAACCACUCGAGAACCAAACUGGUGGAUUUGUUCAAGUUCACGAACGCGUCCCAUCCCCGGCCGGGUUAUUUCGUCAACAAACAGACCGCGGAAGAAAACUCGACUGACAAAUUUAGCGGAGCGACCGAACGCAAAUCUCACAUAAAAGCGAUCGGCUUGGUCAAGGGCAACGAUCGGCAGGGGGCGAAGACCACGUCUAAGAUGAAUGAUACUAAGACGAGAAGCUCUCCCGAGCAGGAUUACGACGAAUACCUGAAUACCUCGGAUAAUGAGAAGGAAGACGACCUUGUCAAAGCCGGAGUCGUGGACGAUUCAGACAUGCAGGCGGAUGUUACGAACACGGAUUACACCGACGACGACAACGGCGACGAGAGCGAGACCCUCGCCACGUCAACGAUCGCCACGACCGCGACGAAGCCGGUCGUUCAGCAUUACGAUUACAAGGACCCGAGAUCCUAUGACAGCGGGACCGGAGCGCAGUAUAACGGGUACCAAGCGAAAAACGACUAUCCGCCGAUGUCUGCGCACAGCGUUCACAAGUGGCAGUUGCUCGGCACUCGCGAGAGUGUCAAAGAGACCAGGAACAACAUGCAGUUGCACAAAAACAAGAAUGACGAAAUCAAAGAAGCUCUUCAGCACGCGGUGAAAGUACACAAGGAGGGAAACUGUCAGUGGCCACGCGCGAGGCUCAUUCCGGUCCGUGACGUUUAUCCGAAUCCCUCCACCACCUAUCUACCACACUGCGCCAUACUGCACAGGUGCUCGGACGACACCGGAUGUUGCAGAUCGGAAACGCUCACCUGCGUGCCAAAGCAUUCUCAGCGCGUCGAGCUUUCUUUCUACACCACUAACGUGACUGGCAGCAGCGUGGUGGAGAAGCUGUCGUUCUACAAUCACACGGAAUGCGAAUGCAGAGCGAGGCACGAGUACGACGCGACCAACGAGAGAGGAUUUCCGGAUCAGAGAGCGUCCCGACAUCAUCAUCACUCCUCGUCGUCGCCUCCCGAGAACAUGAAGAAGCCGAAAAAGCCAUGCCGGUGUCCGUCGCAAUUCACGCCGAGGAUCACGCAGGGCGUUUGUCAGUGUUAUUGCUACGACAACAAUGACAAUUGCGUAAAGACCAGACGUGGAAAGGCACAUUUCUCCCUCACGGACAGAAUAUGCAUUCAGAAGAACGAGUGCGCGAUGCCGCACUGCGAAUUCGGCGAUUACAUAGAGUCGCGAGGCAAAUGCCCGCGGAAGACAGACACCUUUAACGCGAUGAUGACGCCUUAUCGCACGACUCUGCAGCACCGGCCCAGAAGCUAAGAGAAGCCGCAGGUUUAAUAGCGCAGGAUAAUAGCAAAACCGAGGGGGGGAGGGAAGGGACGAGAGGAGGAGAGAAUUACAAACGAUCGCGCGCAAAUACAAUCGCGAUCGUCGUGCCAAUAUAAGAACGAGGAGGGACAGCGCGGCGGCGAGAAACGCGCGCGGGAGAAGAAAAAACCGACGAGGUGCCAUUUUUAUUUUCUUCUUUUUCUGUUCAAGUGCCUUCGUGAGAGAAAGACUCAUGUACUACACGUGUGUACUUCACGUUAUUAAAUAAAAAAAAAAAAAUAAAAAAAAAAAUAAAAAAAAAAAUGUACACCGUGCGUCGCAAUUAUCUAGACCGCAUAUACAUGUGUAUUGUUGUCGCUUCUUCUUUUUGUUUCUUUCUAUCGUGAUCAACGAAGAUACGAAGUGAUAUCGGAUCGUCGAUUUUCGAUGAUUACCAGUGAUCGAUCGUUACGGGGGCAGAGAGAGAGAGUAAUAGUAUUUUGAUGUUUAAGUAAUAAUGUUUUUUUUUCGUAGCGCGAUGUCACGGCGGCGGCUCGCCAACAAAUAAAAAUAGAUAAGAUAAUCUCACACAAUUUCAAGUGGUUAGAAUAGAAACAAUGUCACAUUCUCUUAAAAAAAAAAUCUUAAAAAAUUUACUCUAUGUGUAACUUACUCUAAAGUAAAAUAAGUUUUGAAGGAAAAAAAGACGAGAUAUAAAUUACUAGUUGCGAUGUAAAACGAUCGUAUCGAUAAAAUGCUUACUAGUAAUAUAAUUUGUUUUUUUUUUUUCAAAGACAGGAACGGUUAGAGAAAAUAGCGUUCUUUAACAGCGAAGAAUCUCGAUACAUGAGAAAAAAAACACUCGUAGAGUAGAAAUCGACGAGCCGCUGAAAAAAACGUAUACAUGCAUGUAAAUAUUUAUGUACAUAUAAAUAAACAAUUUAUUUAUAUGUAUAUAAAUGUAUACGUACGUAUAAAUUUAUAUUAUAUAAGAUAUAUAAUAGAACUGUGAGAGGGUGCGAUAUUUUAAGUUAAGAUACGGUAGUUUUAUACGAUAAGCGACUAUAUACAUAUGGUUAGAUUGUAUAACGCAAAGUUUGCGCUGAGAAAAGACCUCGGGUGUGAACCUAGUCUGUGUGAGAUCCCGUUUCUUUUCUGCGCGUGAGAAUAUCUCUCGAUACAUAUCGAUUCGAUUCGGCAAAUCUAUUACACUCGCCAUGUUCUUCUUCUUUUUUUUUUUUUUUUUUUUGUACGUGUAAAACCACAC